This is a messenger RNA of Sitophilus oryzae (rice weevil), 2172 nucleotides long. Its product is annotated as leucine-rich repeats and immunoglobulin-like domains protein 3. The coding region runs from base 141 to 1460 and encodes 439 amino acids. Gene Ontology annotation, molecular function: protein binding. NCBI's taxonomy places the organism in Eukaryota, Metazoa, Arthropoda, Insecta, Coleoptera, Curculionidae. The record is from RefSeq and is a predicted model, not a curated record. The transcript is spliced from 5 exons.
UACAUUCAGUGACUUACUUUCACCCAGCCUGGACAAAAAACGUUCUAGUAAGGCGAUAGUGACAAGAUCAGCUUUACCAUUUAUUAAAUAAUAAUAGAUGCUUAUCGAAUCAAAAAGAAAGUUGUUCCCUGGAUAGAACUAUGAUGCGGGUAGUGCAACAUUGUUAUGUUAUAAUUAGUGCAAUCAUAAUUGUUUGCCAAACAAGCUCAAAUGAACUGAGGGAAAUCCAGUGUCCUGAAUAUUGUGAUUGUGACGUUUACCAAGAUCUAAAUAGAGCUGUGUGUCAAAAUCAGAAUCUAGUGACACUGGAAUUGGGUAUACCAGAAGGUGUCAGAUGGUUGGACAUAAGUUUUAAUCAGAUUAAGGAACUUACAGAUGGACAAUUUGUCGAAUUGCAUUUAACGGAUCUGAAACUCCUCAAUCUAUCCAACAACAAAUUAUAUGAUAUACACUUCAACGCAUUCAAAGGACUGGAACAUUUGAAAACUCUAGAUCUGUCGUUCAACGCGGUAGAGUACUUCAACGAAGCAUGGUUUGAGAGUUUGUCAUCUUUGGAGGGACUGUAUUUGAGGGGGAAUAAACUCAAAUCGAUAAACAAACAACCAUUAAUAAGCUUGAAGAAUUUAAGGGAAUUGGAUAUUAGUCAAUGCGGAAUAAUUCAUUUAAAUUCUAACAUAUUUUCCAAUAUACCCAGGUUGCAGUACCUCGAUAUUUCUGACAAUUAUCUGACCACUCUCAGGAUAGCUAUAAUAAAACCCCUAAAAAACCUGACAAACUUCAUAGUCUCAAAUAACAACUUUAUAUGUUCAGAAGAUGGUUUUAACCAAGUGAAAAAAUAUACCAAAGUACAUAAUAUCACGUAUAUUGAUCCAUGUUCGCUUGCAAAAACGACAUUUGAGAUUAACAACGAACCUGUAAAAUUUCAAAAGAUGAUGAUGGAAGAUGAUUUUGAAACGACAACUUUGAUAAGAGCUCCAAAAAAUCUUUGGCUGUCUGAACCAAAUGAUGUAAAUGAAACUUGCAAUUGCGAUACAGGCAAUUCAACAAACUCAACGAGUAGUAUGGUAAAGGAACCCAAAGCUCUUCUUCUGUAUAUUAUAGAGGUCUCUCCAUGGCUGGUAAUAUCAGUUACAUUUUUCUACGGAUUUUUUAUAGGUAUUAUAAUUGCUUGCUGCAGCUAUCGAUGUCUAAACACCAAACGAAUGCCAAAAAGGAAUAACGUAACAAUUGAAAAUGCCUACGUCAAUACCGACGACAUCAUUUACGAUCAACCGAAUAUGAACGAUAAACCUUCACAAUCGAGUAGGAAUGGCACUCUCUUCAAAUUUGCGCUGAAUAAAUUGAGACAAUCAACGGCCAGCACCUUCAACGAUGCCAAUGACAAUGAAGAAUUGAUGUUGUACGAAUUUGUAUCAAAUUCAACACCCAUGCCACCCAGAAAAGAUUAUGUCAUAGAAUAACAAAAAUUAAUUUAUUUCGUAUAACUAAUUUACAAAAUUCCUGUAACAUGUAAUACCGUAUAAUCUAGAAAAAACGGCGUUGAAUAACAAUCGAUGAUAAUUUUGGCCGGAUCAAUUUCUAGACGUCAUUUACUAAAAAUUAACAUAAAAUUUGUCAUAAAUUAAACUAAUUACAGAAAGAUUAAAAACGGAGGGAAUGUUUCAAGACAUAUAUCUCUUACAUACAAGGUAUGAGUUUUAAAUCUUUUUAUAUUAUUUGGUACGUUUGAAAUUGUUUAAAACUAUUCGGAGUAAAAGUGACUUUUUGUUACUCGGCUCACUCGGCUGUAUUGUCUUAACGUACAGCCUCGCCAAAACAUACCUAGAUUACAACCUUCGUCAGGCCAACUGGCAAUAAGCGCCAUUACGAAAUAAAAAAAACAGUACAGGCCGAAUAAAUGACAUCUUUAAAGCCGUUUUAUUUUCGAUUGUGAUUGUUAAAAGUAGUAUAGUUAUUUUUGGAAACUAUACCAAAUUCCAAAAAAUGUUCAACGGUGUAAAUAAUGUGAUAUAAAUUAGUUAAUUUAAUAGAAUAUUUUAACGUUAAGUAGUUUGGAAAUAAUUGCGACAGACACAAGUACCUGUAUCGUUUUCAGGCAAUUUUAUUUAUUUUUAGCAGUUAAUGUGAACUUUAUUAUAAUGAUUAAUAUCGAAUUAAACAAGAUUAUCGGCA